Messenger RNA from Diachasmimorpha longicaudata, 6084 nucleotides. RefSeq names its product NPC intracellular cholesterol transporter 1 (gene Npc1a). Bases 243 to 4301 code for a protein of 1352 amino acids. The transcript has 8 exons. Gene Ontology annotation, biological process: intestinal cholesterol absorption; cholesterol homeostasis. Lineage: Eukaryota; Metazoa; Arthropoda; Insecta; Hymenoptera; Braconidae. Gene Ontology annotation, molecular function: lipid carrier activity; cholesterol binding. Gene Ontology annotation, cellular component: plasma membrane. The record is from RefSeq and is a predicted model, not a curated record.
AGGGUGGAGUAGGGGCUAAACCAGGGUCCCGACAGUGGAGUCAUCAGUUUUCGCUUUCCACAGUCCGUAUAGUUACAAUAUUAUCGACAAAUCCUCCCAUAAAUUCACCCAAUACAUGAAAUUAAUACGGAGAACCGUAAACAAUCGUGUUAUCCAGCCAUUGUCCAGUGAAUUGUGAUAGUUAAUCAUAAGUUUAACCAACAACAAUAAUUUUUAUCGCCGAGUCAACAGUCGUAGAUACUAUGACUGUGUGCUCUGGAAUGUCAUCGAUGAAAGCGUCAUUACUGCUUCUAUUCACCAUUGUAUCAGUCACGGUCAUCAAUGGUGAAGAUGGCCACUGCAUCUGGUAUGGUUCCUGUCACAGAGAUGCACUGGACCAUGCCAAGUACUGUCCAUACUCCGGCCCGGCCAAGCCACUGGACCCCGAGGGACAGGGGUUCCUAGCAAAACUCUGUCCCCAUAUGAUUCAGGCACCCGGUAAAGAGAUCAAAACGUGCUGCAACACAGAACAACUGAAGAUUCUCGACCAGAACAUUCUUCUAGCUGCAAGUAUUCUGUCACGUUGUCCCAGCUGUCUCGGGAAUUUGGUUAAACAUUUCUGUGAAUUUACGUGCAGCGAGAGUCAGAGUGAAUUCCUGAAUAUAACCAAAUUUGGGCCCAAUGAUACGUAUAUCGAUGGGGUCGAUCUUUACGUGACAAAUAACUAUCUGGAGGAGACUUUUAAAUCUUGCAGCAGAGUUUCAGUUCCCAGCACUGGCCAAUUAGCCUUUGACCUCAUGUGUGGGGACUGGGCAUCGAGUCAUUGCACUCCUAAGAGGUGGUUCGAAUUCAUGGGAGACGCUGCGAACAAUCCUUAUGUACCAUUUCAGAUUACGUACAUUGGGACGAAUAAAAAAGUUGGAAAUUUUACACCGAUGGAUCCGAAUAUCACACCUUGCAGCAAACCAUACAAUUCGACAACAGCAGCUUGCAGUUGCGUGGACUGUGAAGAAAGUUGUCCAGUGCCACCACCAGCUCCUCUGCCCCCCAAGCCGUUCAGUCUGUUCGGUUACGACGGAUACGCAGUAACAAUGACCAUAAUCUUCAUCCUCGGAACCCCAUUAUUUCUCCUGUCGAUCGUAUGUUUCACCAAUCGAAAGACGAUAGUUGCAAGGGGCGAGGAAGUAGGGAGACAGGUGGGUAGACGUCUCACCGCUGGUUUGCAUCACCCUGGAGAUGGUGCACGUAUUGCUCUGGCUGCUGAUCAGGAGGACAGUCCACUGCAGUCGAAAAGAUCGAGUGUCACAUCAGCUGAUGAUUUACCUAGUGGCCUUCAAGAAGAGGAGUCCACGAUGAUCGAGAAACUGGGAGCAAAUACAGAUAAAUUUCUUCAGGAAUUUUUCUGUGCAUGGGGUGUCUUCUGCGCCAAACGACCUGUCGAAGUUCUCCUCAUGAGUGCUUGUGUAAUCAUCGCCCUGGGCUGUGGCAUCAGAUAUACUCACGUGACAACAGAUCCAGUGGAGUUGUGGGCAUCAGCGACAUCGAGAUCGCGAGUGGAGCGACAGUACUUCGACAGUCAUUUCGAGCCCUUCUACAGGAAUGAGCAGAUAAUAAUAUCAGCUGUGGGACUUCCUAACAUCAUUCAUAAUACAUCAGACGGCAUGAUCAGCUUUGGCCCAGUCUUCCACCGAGAAUUUCUGACGACAAUCUUGGAGCUUCAGGAAGGAAUCAAAGCCAUCAAGACUAAGAACAAUUACACUCUAGCUGAUAUUUGUUUUGCUCCUAUGACAAAUGCUUUCACUGGGCCCCCGACAGUGGAGAAAUGCACGAUUCAGAGCAUCUGGGGAUACUGGACCAAUAGCAUGGAGAGAUUCAACGAAACAGACGAAGAACACGGUUACACUAUUAAUUAUCUGGACCACUUUAAGACCUGCACAAAUAAUCCGUAUAAUUCAGAGUGUCUAGCUCCUUAUGGAGGUCCCAUAGAACCAGCAAUAGCUGUUGGAGGAUUUCUGUCACCAGGACAAUCCCUCAAAGAUCCUCCCUACGAGAAGGCAACUGCCAUUGUCCUGACAUUCCUGGUUAAUAACUAUCACAACAAAUCAAAGCUCCAGCCGGCGAUGGAGUGGGAGAAAACUUACAUUGAAUACAUGAAGAAUUGGGUCGCCACGAAGAAGCCCAGCUACAUGGACGUUGCAUUCACCUCUGAAAGAUCCAUUGAAGACGAGCUGUACCGAGAAUCACAAUCAGAUAUAUCAACGAUUCUCGUAUCUUACAUCAUCAUGUUUGCUUACAUCACUGUUUCACUGGGGCAGAUGAAGUCCUGUAGUCGUUUGCUGAUUGAUUCCAAGAUCACCCUGGGCCUUGGAGGUGUUUUAAUAGUUCUAACAUCUGUGAUAUCCUCGGUGGGAUUGUUUGGAUUCAUUGGACUACCAGCGACAUUGAUUAUCAUUGAAGUUAUACCGUUCUUGGUGCUCGCUGUUGGGGUUGAUAACGUUUUUAUUCUUGUUCAAACACAUCAGAGAGAGGGCAGGAGACCUAAUGAAUCGAUUCCAGAGCACAUUGGCCGGAUCCUGGGUCAAGUUGGCCCCAGUAUGCUCCUGACGAGUGUCUCUGAGAGCUGUUGCUUCUUCCUUGGAGGCCUUUCAGACAUGCCUGCUGUCAAGGCUUUCGCCCUCUACGCAGGAAUGGCACUUCUCAUCGAUUUCUUACUACAGAUCACGUGUUUCGUGAGCUUGUUGACCCUGGACACUCUUAGAUAUUCGGGAAAUAGGAUGGAUGUCUGUUGCUGGAUUAGAGGAUCGAAGAAGGACAGUGGAGAGGAGGUCGUCGAUGGAGUUUUAUACAAAAUUUUCAAACUCGCUUAUGUUCCAUUUUUACUGAAGAAGUGGGUGAGGGCUGGAGUAAUGGUGAUAUUCUUCGGAUGGCUGUGCACGAGUAUAGCAGUGGUGCCUCAUAUUGAGAUUGGCCUUGAUCAGGAGCUUUCCAUGCCCGAGGACAGUUUUGUUCUGAAAUAUUUUAAAUCUCUGAAUCAAUAUCUGUCGAUAGGGCCGCCCAUGUACUUCGUGGUGAAAGGGGGACUGAAUUAUUCGGAUACAGAGACACAGAAUUUAAUCUGUGGCGGUCAAUGGUGUAACUCUGAUUCAUUGGGUACUCAGCUGUUCAUCGCUGCUCAACAGUCCAACAUAACUUAUGUUGCCAAACCAGCUUCCUCGUGGCUUGAUGAUUAUAUUGAUUGGAGUCAGGCGGACAAUUGCUGCAAAUACUUUCCAGGAAAUAAUUCUUUCUGUCCACAUGAGAAAUUUAUGUGUACGAAUUGUCCUCAGAGUAUCAACAAAUUGGGAAGACCUACUAGAUCGCAUUUCGAGAAAUAUAUUUCUUAUUUCUUGAAUGAUAAUCCUAAUGAUCAGUGUGUGAAGGCUGGCCAUGCUGCGUAUGGACAAGGAGUUAAUUAUAAAUUAAAUCCUGCUAAUAAUUUAUCGCAGGUUGGAGCCUCGUAUUUCAUGACUUAUCAUUCGAUUCUAAAGACUUCGGCUGAUUACUAUGAGUCCAUGAGAGCUGCCAGGAAGAUAUCGGAUAAUAUCACGAAUAUGAUUAAUAGUCAUAUGGAGGCUGCCAACCGUAGUGAGAGGACUGAGGUAUUUCCUUACAGCGUUUUCUACGUCUUCUAUGAGCAGUAUCUUACUAUGUGGCCGGAUACGUUGAAGAGCCUUGGCAUUUCCCUCUUGGCCAUAUUCUUGGUAACGUUCUUCCUCAUGGGAUUGGAUAUAUUCUCGUCGUGUGUAGUUGUCAUCACUAUUACUAUGAUCAUGGUCAACAUUGGUGGGUUGAUGUAUUGGUGGCAUAUUACACUUAAUGCUGUGUCGUUAGUUAAUCUUGUUAUGGCCGUUGGCAUUUCUGUGGAGUUCUGCAGCCAUCUCGUUCACUCAUUUUCAAUGUCAGUUAGAGCAACAAGGCUGGAGAGAGUUGCUGAUGCUGUAACGAACAUGGGAAGUUCAGUAUUCAGUGGAAUAACACUCACCAAAUUCGGUGGAAUAAUCGUACUAGGCUUUGCAAAGAGCCAAAUAUUCAAAGUAUUUUACUUUAGAAUGUAUCUGGCAAUCGUGCUGUUUGGUGCAGCCCACGGUCUGAUAUUCCUUCCAGUUCUCCUGAGUUACAUAGGCGUGAUGUCCCGCCGACGUAACGCAAGAGGUCGACUCCAAUCAGGUGGAUUUACCAACGAGAUCGCAGGCGGUGUACUCGUUGAUGCCACGACACCUCCUGUCCAGAAUAUUUCACACCCAACAACUUCCUACGGCAGUGUAAACAGCGAUCCUAGGUAGAAAUUGACGUUUUCACAUUAGGGAGAUAAUUGCAAUGUUGGGAGAGAGAUGGGGUAAUAUAACCAUUUUUCACUUUUUUUUUUUAUUGUUCACGUGUUGAAAAAUUUAAUGGGUAAGUCUGGUCAUUUCUGGGAGAUCUGAUUGACGGAUUUUUGAGGGAAAAAGGGUUAGAGGGUUUUUUUUUAUUAUUUCAAAAGUUUAUUUCAUGAUAAUUUAUUUGUCUCGGCAAUGCCAGGGAAAAAUGGAGAAAUUAAUUGAAUUUUGAUUACAAAUAAAUUAAAUUUUUCCACACGUACUAUGAACACUCAGAAUAGGUAUUUUGAAGUCAACAACAAGAACUCUAUUUUUCAUGGAAUUUGAAAUAAUUUCAUUUACUAAACUAUUAACGAGUUCAAACAGUCGAAGAUAUUUUUGUUGCACUUUAUCUUUCUGAAAAAUUGUCUAAAUAAUUAUAUUUUUGUUUUCGUAAUUUAUUGUCAAAAAAAUAACGGUUUAUCAAACUGUGUUCACGAUAAUGGCAUACACAUCAAAUUCAAUACGAAUUUAUUUAAAAAUAUGAGAAAAAUCAUUUCGCAACAUUUCAUCUCAGUCGAUCGUACAUUACGAUAAAAUAAAUUAUGAAUCAUCGCUGAUAUUAUUAACCGACGUAUGACGGAGCAAUAAUUUUCAUGCAACUAGUUUACAAUAAUUUCAGCUAUUUGGUAUUCAUUCGUGUGUGUGUUAAACGUUCGGGGCUGGCUUCAACAAUAUUAUUUUCAAAUACACGUGUUUUAUUAGCCUAAAAUUAUUGAAAAAUUUGUUGUCUGGAAAGACAAGUUGCUAAGUAUUACCAAGUAUUGCGAAUUGAGAAAAGAUGAGAAAAAUCAAUUGUAUCUUAAUUGUUGUUGUGUCGCUUUUCAUUUGUCUCUGUGGGAGGUACAUAUUUUUCAGCUUGCAUUUAAUCAAACGUCGUAGUCUUCAGCGUAUCUCUCAGGCAUAACAUCGAUUUAUCGUGAAAGUUAUUUCACAUUCGAGGUAUAAAGGGUCUAACGUCGGAAUUUCGAAUCUCAAAUAGGAAAUCUUCCGAGAAAAUUUCCUCCUCUGGGGCAUAAACGUUACGUGAAAAAUAAUUGACGUGUAUUUAAUAAUUUUAUACUGCUGCGCAGAGAUUUAUUGAAAAAAGGUAAAAAUAAGCAACAAUUCAAAUAAAAAUUCAUUGCGAAGGAAUUUGACUUGUAAUGCCAACUCAUCCCCUCGUUUCCAUGAAUUAGGAUUCAAUUCAUUGUUCAAGUCACGACUACAAUCACUUAAAUAAAUUAUCCCCAUUAUCGUGAUCGAGAUACAUGCUGUGUUACUGAUAUAAUCAUUUUCAUUAUAUAAAAUUCACCGAUAAAAACAACUGGAAAGAAUUUUGUACUAUGAAGAACGUAAUUUUUAUACAAAAAAUCACUUCAACUGAUACAAAGUUAAAUCUAAUGGAUGCAGUUUAUUGUUAAUAAAUUGAGUAAAGGUACGGGAUUUGGAUGUAAAUUAGUAAAAAUAAAAUCCUACUAGGGGUAUUUGUGGCAUAGAAUUGUAAUUUAAUUCUCAUAUUAUCGUCACUGGGAACGAUAUCGUCCGGUUAUUGUUGAUUUUGAUUGCGUAGAUAAUGUAAUUGCCACAGUGUAAUUUCAUUUGUAAAAUUCUGUUGAAAAUUUAAUGCAAUUCGAUGAAUGAUGGAAAAGUCUCUGUGAAACUAUACGCCAAGCAUUGUAAUCUUGUAUAUAGUGAUGUGAGAAAUAAAUAUAAAAAAAGGCAUAUCAAA